Drosophila willistoni is the source of this 1030-nucleotide messenger RNA. RefSeq names its product mitochondrial dicarboxylate carrier (gene Dic3). The coding region runs from base 115 to 990 and encodes 291 amino acids. The record is from RefSeq and is a predicted model, not a curated record. Lineage: Eukaryota; Metazoa; Arthropoda; Insecta; Diptera; Drosophilidae. Gene Ontology annotation, biological process: succinate transmembrane transport; thiosulfate transport; oxaloacetate transport. Gene Ontology annotation, molecular function: thiosulfate transmembrane transporter activity; antiporter activity; sulfate transmembrane transporter activity. The transcript is spliced from 2 exons.
UCAAUUAAUCAUUAACGCUUUGAAUCUUUACAUACCUUUUAAAGUUAAAGUUAAUUCGAUUAAUUUUUUCUUUUAUUUAGUCGUAAAUUCUUGUUUAACUUCUUAAAUGCAUUCAUGGAUGAUAAUACAAAACGUUUGCCACGAUGGUGGUCGGGAGGAGUCUGUUCAGCCUUAGCUGUAACCACAACCCAUCCACUGGACUUGGUGAAGGUGCAACUGCAGACACAGGUUCAGAAAAUUCCCGUAACGGAACUGAUAGGCAAUAUAUACAGAUCAGAUGGAAUAUUGGGCUUCUAUGGGGGCAUCUCGGCCUCGUGGUUCCGUCAGUUAACCUAUACGACAACCCGUUUUGCCCUCUACGAGCAUGGCAAGCAGUAUGUGGAUGCCAAUAAUGCUAGUGCCAAAGUGCAAUUGGCCACCUUUGCUGGUAUAUGUGGUGGAAUUGUGGGUGUUCCGGGCGAUGUGGUGACCGUGAGAUUGCAAAAUGAUAGUAAACUGCCACCCGAGAGUAGACGCAAUUAUAAACAUGUGUUUGAUGGCUUGUAUCGCAUUCAAAAGGAGGAGGGAAUCCGGAGUCUCUUUCGUGGUGCUAUUCCGGCAGUCACACGAUCCGUUCUCCUGACCAUUGGCACCAAUGCGGCCUAUGAUCAAAUCAAACAGGUCAUCAAGGAUUUCAGGCAUAUGGAAGAUGGCCUGCCAUUGCAUUUUCUCACCGCAUCGGUGGCCGGUUGCAUUGGAACACUUAUGACCCAACCCAUUGAUGUGGUCAAGACAAAGUAUAUGAACGCCAAGCCAGGUGAAUUUAAAAAUUUAGGUGGCGUCAUUGUGAGUGUGGCCAAACAAGGUCCUUUGGCAUUUUACAAGGGUUUCGUUCCGGCCUUAAUGCGAGUUAGCCCUAAUACGAUUAUAACCUUCAUGUUGUACGAGCAGGCACGUCUUCGAUUUGGCUACUUUCCUCAGGAAUCUGAGGACAAAAAGAAGCAACACUAAUUGCCAUAAAAAUUGGAAAUAUAUCAAAAAUUUGUUUGUA